Molecule: messenger RNA, 330 nt
Organism: Triticum turgidum subsp. durum (durum wheat)
Lineage: Eukaryota; Viridiplantae; Streptophyta; Magnoliopsida; Poales; Poaceae
Source: the annotation of a GenBank genome assembly
AUGGCCGAUCGCGUCGGGAUCUCGCGAAACAAUGCCCUCGAUUUGUUGACUCCCCCCUCCUGUCCAGGUCACGCGAUUCGCAUCACCGGGGACCAGAAGCUGCUGGCGGACGAGCGGAGGAGCGCCACGCCGCCCGCGAUGCCAUCCCCAGCGCCGCGCUACACUGCUCCGGGCCCGGCCAGGGCGUUUGCGCCGGUGCCUGCCCCGGCCGCGCGUGAUCGUCUUGGCCAGAUACCCGUGGAGGGCGGUGGCAAGAAGCCCAACAGGCUGAUGCUCAUGAGCCUCCGGAAGACCAGCGGCAUCUACGGCGACUGGCCGGAGCAGUUCUGA